GGCAGCCUCAGAAGUCAUUUGCCUUAGGCAAUCGAGCGAUUCAGACAAUGAAGAAUGUUCUCUCUUUGCUGAAUAGCCUUACUGAACCAUGGUUGAUCUUGGUUCAAUUCUUUGGGAUAUUGAUCCCAAAAGUGCCAUUUUGAGUGGGUUGGUAUUGCUUUUUCUAUACCUGUCCUUUCAGGUAUUGAAACUAUUUUCACCAACACUCAAGAAAGAUAAAGCCAUCCAGAAGCGUCGGGGAACAAAAAGAAGGAAAAAUGGAGCAUUUAAAGGUCGGAGAACUUGCCGGAGAGAAGCAGAGGAGGGGAGGAAGCUGCUUUCUAUUCUGAGAAGUCCCAUGAGCCAGAAUAAUGAUUUCCUCCACUUUCGGCAACUGUUAUGUCCAGACCCGCUCUGUGGGGUGUGUAAUAGAACAACAGCUAAGGUCAGUCAACUGAUCUAUAAGGCGUCCUUGGAAGAUGCUGUUAAUUCUGUGUCCCGUGUGUCUUCCGUGACGUCCUUGAGAGAGUCAUCAGUUUUUCUGUCCGCUGUUGUUUCUGCAAUCCCUCCGGGAGCUUCAGUUUCAACACCUUUAACUGAGCCAACUCUAUUUCCUUCCUCUAUUCGUUCACCUGACCAAAUUAACCCUUUAAUUGACCUACCUGGACCCUCAUUACGGGAUGACUCUCUGCCACCAGAGUCUUCUCCCAUGAGUUUAAAAUUGCCAGUGGAUCAUAUCCCACUUCAACCAGCUGUUCCAACCCCUCCCCCAGCUGUUCCAACCCCUCCCCUAGCUGUUCCAACCCCUCCCCCACCUGUUCCAACCCCUCCCUCACCUGUUCCAACCCCUCCCCCACCUGUUCCAACCCUUCCCCCACCAACUGACAGUCGUGAAGCAGCACCUGUUGUUCUCUCUUCUGCUGUUUUUUUUUUUGUGGAUAGCCCUGAUGGGUUAUCUCCUAAUGUCCCAACAACCUCAUGCACUGACAGUGCAAGCCUUCCAGUGGCAGAGUUCUCUGGAAGCCAGUCUCAUGCUGAACACUUGUCUCCAUCUAAAUUGGAGCCCUCUGAUGAUGACAAAAACCUCACUGACCUCCAUCCUCCUGAGGCCUCUUUUGAGAGUGCUACUGCAGCCAUCCUUGCAGAGACCGGAAACCUCUCAUUUCUAUGCCCUGAUGUCUUGGCCCUUCUGGAGAGACAUAUAAAAAAGAAGGGUGAUUUCCUGAUGCAGAACAAAAAGGAAAAGGCAACAAAAUCCUUUCCAAAAGAACUUAAGCCAGACGGCCAAUUGAAUUCUUCAGGGAAAAAGUUAGAGUCAGUUGCUGAGCAACAGGACUCACCUGUUUCCCUUCCUUCACAGAGCAGUAAAGGCAAAUCAGAGGAAUUGCAGGUAGACCACCAGUCCUCAGAUCCUAAGACCUUUGAGGAUAACUUACCUAAAAAAUGUACCCAAUUCUUCUGGGGUCUCCCAUCUUUGCACAGUGAGUCCUUGAAAUCUAUAGUACCUGUCUCAGGUGACUGUUCAACCGAUGUCUUCUUCAAUUCAAUGCCCACUUCCAUUGAAGCCCCUGAAUCUCUAGUUCUAACCCCUCCGCCAACUCUGUCCUUGGCUGAGAUCCAAUCUCAACCCUUGACCCAAGCACUGGGCCAAUCUCCUGUCCCACCCCAGGACCAGCUUCAGGGCCAAUCUCCUGUUCCACCCCAGGACCAGCUUCAAUUCUCGGUCCCUAGCUUGUCACCACCUAUUCCAUCUCAGGUUAGUGAUGGUGGAGUGAGGAUUCAUAGAUUCCAGGAUGAGGUACAGCCUCUCAUGCCAUCUAAAAUUCAUGACUUGGAAUAUAAUGUAUUACAGAAAGGACAGGAAAGUGUGUGGGGUCUACCCUUUGUAGUCCAAAAAUCCAAGGAAGAGUUUUGUCCUCCAGCUCCCACUGUUUUAUCUGAUAGACGUUCCUCCAAGGCUUAUGCUCCAACAACCAUCAUUCCGGGAGAUUUUCCCCUCAAAAAAGAGCUUCGGAAGAAGCUAGAGCACCACCUUCGGAAAAGGCUUAUUCAACACCGGUGGGGUCUGCCCCGCAGAGUCCAUGAGUCUCUGUCAAGGAUGAGUCCUGAAACAGAAAUUUCCGAGAUAUCUGAGUCAAAGUCCACUUAUGGACUUUCGUGGAUCUCUUUGUUUAAGGGUCAAAGUAGCAAAGAUUUACAAUUGAGCCAUCCCAGAAGUUCCCAUGAGAAGAGCUCAGAAUUACUUCCACCAGGGGACAGGGUGAAGAAAGUAAAUAGUCCCGAGAUUGGCACAAAAGAUGACCCAUUGAGUGACUCAGAGGGGGCUCCAGAUAAUGAUCUGGACUCUGACUUUCAGACAAACCUAAAAAAUGAAUUGAAUAGUCUUUUUGGAAAAAAAUCAAAGAUCUCAGAGGAGAGCUCAGUUCAGAAACAACUGACAGAAGCCCUGGAAUCACACUUGAGCAAGAAAUUUGAGGAAAUCAAUGUGUGUCAGAUGCCUGGCACUGUGAAUAGAUCAUUGCAUUCUAUGGAGCCGGUAUUGACUAGUCCUGAGAAAUCCCCUAGCCAAACAAAACACAGUGAUUUGGCACCACUGGUGUGUGAGGACAAGAAGGGCCUCAAUACCGCCCAGGAUAUUUCCUUCCUUGGUUCCAACAAACAAAAGAUGUUGGAAGACCAUAUCAAACUAUUUCAUAAGAGGAUGAUGUGUGGGCUUCCCCAAAAAGUCCAGGAAUCCAUAGACAUCUUCAAAAUGAAAGGAACCCCAUCCUGGUCCUCAGUUCGCUCCAACAUUUCCUCCUCAUCCAGUCUUACUUCUGGCAAGGAUUCUAAAAUUGGGGUCUCCAAGCCCAUUAAAGAAAGCAUUAGUACUUUUCAUGUAGUCAAGGUGGGAACAAUGAUUUCAGGCCCUACUCUAGAUCAUCCUCUUUCUGUCACUUCACCUGUGAGCAAGGAAAAUAAGAGGGCCCUAACACAUUCACCCUCUCACACCAACCCUGAGCUUACAGAGAAUGUCAAGGCAAUUGAGGGUGACAGACGGGCUUCGUUGCCCUUCCCCCACAGUGACAAAGAUAAAGACAGUCAGAAACAGACUGUAAUAGCCAAUAAAUGCAGCCCAAAGUUGCCCACAAAGCAGGUUGGGGCCAGACCCAAAUCAUGGAAUAAGGGAGUGAGUCCCAGCAAUAGUAUAGAAAAGAUUCAGAGAAAAAUGAUUAAGAAUUUAGAAUAUUUUCCCAUGUCUAACAAAUCAAGGGAGAUAUUCAAGGCAAAGGAGCUCUGUGCUAUUCGAUCACAGUCUACGAAUAGCCUGACGACCACAGAGUCUUUCGAAAGCUCCUCCGCGACAGAUAUGAAUAUGAGUAAAGUUGAAUCAACCCUGACCAUUGAAAGGCCCCCAGAAGGAAUAUCAGUUCUCAAAGAUUCCGAAUCAUUAAAUCUUAAAAAUCAGUUGCUUAAUGAGUUGAAGAUGAAAAUGGGGAGCAGGGAGCAGGGCCUGGUUCCAGGCUUUUCUACUGAGUUGACUCUGGCCUUAGAUAAGUUGACUUCCAAGACCUUGGCAUCUAAGACCUUAGCUUCCAAGACCUUGACGUGCAAGACCUUGACUUCAAAGACCUUGACUUCUAAGACCUUGACUUCUAAGACUUUCACUCAUUUUCAUAGUGCCUCUAGUGGGGACAUGGCAGCUCCUCAGGUGCUACAAGCCCACUGUGACAACAGAGGGAUCAACAUAGAGCAGGGGCAAGAGCCCUGGAUCCCGACACAUGUCUUAUGUAAGUGUCAGGAUAAGAAUGUACCAUUAGCAUCAAAAAGGGUGUGCCCUCUGGUACCCCAAACAGGCGAGUUUGGUGGAGGGGAUGCAGGGUUGGUGACACGCCAACCUAGAGAGAAGCUCCCCCACCCUCAAGACAGAACAUUAAAGGAGGCACUUGGGACCAAGUCCUCCUCAGCCCCAUCACUGAAGGGACAACCUUCUCCUGAAAACAAUUUUAAAAGCCAGUUCAAGCACUUUUUUCAAAGGCUUUAUCUUGGUAUAAAAGGAAAAGGGCAAGAAGGUUCUCUGAAAAAGGGCAGCUCUUCAUCAUCUGUGCAAGGCAGAAACCCAGCUAAGAGAGCUGCCUUUACUGGAAAUACUGAAGCUCAGAAAAUCAUGACAGACAUUGGGAAGAUCCUAGAGGAGAAACUAGCAGGUCGGCAUGGAGUAGAGGCCACCGCCCCGCAAAAGCCUCUUUCCAGCCCCAUGAGGCCUGGGAAAAUUGAGCACAAGACUGGACUGCCGGUUCAGGCAGAACCCGUCCAGAAACAUGCCUUCAAUGUCAAGACUCCCUGUGCUAAGGUGCCAAGUGCCAAAUCUUGCAGCCAAGAAGUUGGUUUUGCCGGUCAGAGGUAUCCUACAGGGAAUAAUAGAUGGGUCAUGGACAGGGGCAGACAGCCCCAGAAAAGUGUGACAGUACAGGAAAAGAUGAUAUGUCAGAAGCAUCAUCCAUCCAUGCCGCACAAGGAACCCUUGCUCCAUCUGAAUACUACAUGCAAACCUAGAGUUGGUCAGGUGGCUCCAGCUGCUGCUCCUUUUGCUAAAGGCACUGUGCUGGGAGAGUUGUCCAUGUUGUUCAAGCAGAAAAUGCUUCUCCAGAAUUUUCAGAAAGAAAAUUUUCUUCCCCCCAAAUAAUCCCUUUUUGAGAAUACUGAUUUUCCCCAAUAAAUUUUCUAAACAAUA
Molecule: messenger RNA, 4693 nt
Organism: Ictidomys tridecemlineatus (thirteen-lined ground squirrel)
Lineage: Eukaryota; Metazoa; Chordata; Mammalia; Rodentia; Sciuridae
Product: spermatogenesis-associated protein 31D1
Source: RefSeq, a predicted model, not a curated record